This is a messenger RNA of Pseudoliparis swirei, 2252 nucleotides long. RefSeq names its product transmembrane protein 236-like. The transcript has 4 exons. The record is from RefSeq and is a predicted model, not a curated record. Lineage: Eukaryota; Metazoa; Chordata; Actinopteri; Perciformes; Liparidae. Bases 584 to 1870 code for a protein of 428 amino acids.
CAGAAGACGUUUUAUAAAGAAAAAGUACUUACAAAUAUUUGUACUAACAUUUGAAAACUAGAUUUUCAAACUUUGAAACGGGUCAAUUUGACCCGCAACAUAACAAGAGGGUUAAUUCUUAUUCUAAACAAUUGACCUGAAUUUGCAAACAAAGUAUUUGUUGAAGCAGUGUUUAAAAACACACUGAAAUACAUUCACAGUCUGCCACUAGAUGGCAAUGUUUAAACAUGAGAAGUGCUUUGACUGGGUGAGUCAGACCACUUAUGUUGUUGUAUGUCAUUUGGAAAAUGCACAAUAUAGGAGUACAUCUAAUGCCAAGCUACUAAUAUUUCAAAUGCUCAUAAUAAUAUAGAAAUACAAGAAAUAUAAAACUGGAUUCUUAGCUUCAUAAUCUUUUGCAGUAUACGUUUCGUGCUAAAUCGUCCCGGAUGUCUGUCGGACAUGCAUAUCCCUCAUGGUGCGGAGUUAGACAACCUUUUGUUUUCAUCCCGUAUAUAAAGAGAGUAAAGGCCCAGGGCACACAAUGCCUAGUGCAGUGUAAGCAGUUGGCUGAGCAGAGAGCCAUGGCUGUGCUGUGUGGAAAAUGCUAGUGGAGGCAGACAAUGCACUGGUCCGAGGCCGGACCAGCCCUCGGAGGGACAGGGGUCACCUCACUGCGACAACAGCCCCCGUCUCCCUCCCUUCUUUUUCUUUUUCUGAGCUCCGCAGCAUGAGCUCGGGGAGGACGCUGAAGUUCGCGGUGUGCGAGGUGCUGCAGUUUGCAGGCCUGUGCGUGCCUCUCUUCAUCGUCAUGCAGAGGUUCGCCGUCAUCGUAGCGAAGGUCAAAACGUCGGCACAGCCCGCCGCAGACGGCAGCGCGGCCUACUGGUUGAUCGUGGCCUCGUCCGUCGCCUACGUCACCUCCACCGCCCUGCUGGUCUGGGUACCCAUGAAGUAUAUGGUCUUCAUGAAGAAGAAGUUUCUCAUUGGGAGGCAGAAGUGGAGGCCUGUGGCCCUCGUAUAUGUGAUCCUCUCAACAUUGCCCUGCUUUGCCUUUCUCAUCGCCAGCUCUGAGGUUCAGAUAAAUAACAACAUGAAACACGAUGCGUUCACGGAGCUCCCUGUGUCGCUAGUCCUCUUCUCUCUCAUCUGUAUUGACGUUGUGGAGAGGAUACGCCACUGCAGACUGACCGGCCAGGCUUGUGAGAUGGAGAGAGAUGCAGACAUCCCCUCCACUUUCCUCACAGGUGUGGAACAGGUGACACCUGUUACUCCAGCUGUGCCGGCCCCAGCUGUGCCGGCCCCAGCUGUGCCGGAGCCAGCUGUGCCCGGACCAGCUGUGCCCGGGUCAGCUGUGCCCAUGCCAGCAAACCAGAAUGGAGCAGCGCCCAAUGGGUCCGUCCCUGGGAUACCCGGUCAUCCCGGGAGGCUAUUUAGCAUCUCUGGCUUGAGGGCCCGAUCAGCGAGCACCACGGCGUACCGCAUAUCUCCGGAUGCCUACACGGGCCCACUGAGAUUCCUGUGUGCCAGCGACGCCCGAGCAGACGUGUUCGUGGACAGCUUUCUGUUCUGGAUGGACACAGUGGAGAUGGUGAGGGUGGCGGGACACCCCGUUGUCUACUACUCAGGCUGGGUGUUCCCCAUCUACAUCUUCAGCUUCCUGUCCUGCCUGCGGGUGGUGGUCAUGCCCCACAGCCCCCUGCUGUCCUCACUCGGAGUGGCACUGCAAGACUUUCCCUUCUUCUUCAUGCGCGUGGGCAUCGUCGCGUUCUUCGGCUUCGUCACGCCCGUCCUCUACCUGAUGAAGAACCUGUUGGUCUGCCUGACCUUUGUCUAUUUCAACUUCAUGACGAGGCUGAGGGUCUUCAACACAGAGAGGAUGUUCUUUUGAGACCCACACUUCAAGUUUAGACAGUUAAACAUUGAAGCCGAUGGCAGGAGCAAGAGGCCGGUCCAACCAUGAACCAGUGGAUUUAAAGUAAUGGAUUUACGAAAAGCUGGCGCGACCAAACCAAAGUAUGGAUUUGCGACACAGAAGAGAUAUUCUGACAAAUUGCAUGAUGGUAUUUCUCACAGGCCUAAAGGGAGCUCUUUGGCAAUGUUUUCCCACAAAGGACAUUAUGUGUUAUGUUAUGUAUUGUUUACCUUUCAUGUUCAACUUUUUUUACCCCUCACCAAGCACUUUGGAAAUGUACCUGUAAUUUCAGAGUUUCUAUCAUAUAUUUUUUUUCUACCAUAAUAAAGUGCAAUGAAUAUGUAAAAGCAUAAAUCCA